This is a messenger RNA of Leptinotarsa decemlineata (Colorado potato beetle), 5833 nucleotides long. It is a transcript of the gene Dscam1, whose product is annotated as Down syndrome cell adhesion molecule 1. Gene Ontology annotation, cellular component: plasma membrane; axon. Gene Ontology annotation, biological process: dendrite self-avoidance; central nervous system development; axon guidance. Gene Ontology annotation, molecular function: cell-cell adhesion mediator activity. NCBI's taxonomy places the organism in Eukaryota, Metazoa, Arthropoda, Insecta, Coleoptera, Chrysomelidae. The record is from RefSeq and is a predicted model, not a curated record.
GAGAGUGUGUUAUCCUUCUCAGUGGAGAGUUGCAUUCAGUGAUUUAACAACUAUUUCUGUGGUCAAUAGUGGUUCUAGUGAACAAGUUUUCUAUUUGCUGUUUCGCUUGGCCUACUCACGGCAGACAGAGGCGUCUGGUUGGCACCUCCCCGUGUUCCCGCCAUGCUUUUAGGCAUUAUAUUGUUUGCCCUCGUCGCUGGAGGCGCGAGGGCCGACGACGACGCCGCCACCACUUCUGGACCAGUCUUUUUGCGCGAACCCCCGAACCGCGUCGACUUCUCCAACACCACCGGUGCCAUCGUGGAGUGUAGCGCCCGAGGAAACCCGCCCCCCGACAUCAUAUGGGUGCGGUCGGACGGUACCGCCGUAGGAGAUGUUCCCGGCCUCCGACAAGUUUUGGCAAAUGGAAAUUUGGUGUUCCCCCCGUUCAGAGCCGAAGACUAUCGACAGGAAGUGCACGCUCAGAUUUAUGCUUGCUUGGCUAAAAACACAGAGGGGUCCAUACAUUCGAGAGAUGUCAACGUUAGAGCCGUUGUGUCGCAGUACUAUGUGACCGAGGCCGAAAAUGAAUACGUCAUCCGCGGAAAUUCGGCCGUCAUGAAAUGCAAGAUACCUAGUUUCGUAGCCGAUUUCGUCCAAAUCGAUUCGUGGAUUUCGAGCGAAGGCCAAGUUCAUAAGUACAACGAUAACAGCGAUUACGAUAGCAAAUAUUUGGUUUUACCCUCCGGAGAAUUGCAUAUUAAAGACGUAGGACCUGAAGAUGGUUAUAAAUCAUAUCAAUGUCGUACAAAACAUAGACUCACUGGAGAAACUAGACUGAGUGCGACUAAAGGAAGGCUGGUCAUUACUGAACCCACUAAUAAUGUAGCACCCAAAAAAGAUGGUGAGAAAUUCGAAGGCUGGAAACUACUCCUUGUUGCACAAAAUGCUACUGCGUGGUUAACUUGUCAAGUUACUGGUUACCCUGCUCCUCGAUAUUUAUGGUACAAAUUCAUUGAGGGAACGACCCGCAAACAGGCAGUGGUUUUGAACGAUAGGGUGAAGCAAGUAGCUGGAACACUGAUCAUACGUGAAGCUAAAGUGGAAGAUUCUGGAAAGUACUUAUGUGUUGUCAAUAAUUCAGUUGGAGGAGAAAGUGUAGAAACAGUUUUGACAGUCACCGCACCACUCAAAGCAAAAAUCGACCCACCAGUACAGACCAUUGACUUCGGCAGGCCUGCUGUAUUCACUUGUAAAUUCGAAGGAAACCCAAUCAAAACUAUAAGCUGGCUCAAAGAUGGAAAUCCGAUCGAUCACACUGACGCUAUUUUACGUAUCGAAGCAGUUCGGAAAGAAGACAAGGGAAUGUACCAGUGUUUCAUCAGGAAUGAUCAAGAAAGCGCAGAAGCGACAGCGGAACUGAAACUUGGUGGAAGAUUCGAGCCUCCUCAAAUCCGACACGCUUUCAACGAGGAAACUGUUCAACCUGGAAACUCAGUCUUCAUGAAGUGUAUCGCUUCUGGAAAUCCCACUCCUGAAAUCACCUGGGAAUUAUACGGAAGGAGACUCUCGAACAACGAUGUAUAUCAAAUUGGUCAAUAUGUUACGGUUAACGGUGAUGUGGUGUCCCAUUUGAAUAUCACUGCUAUACAUACAAAUGAUGGCGGUCUCUAUAAGUGUAUUGCCAGUAGCAAAGUUGGUUCGGCCGACCAUUCAGCAAGAAUCAAUGUAUACGGUUUGCCUUUUGUGAGGUCGAUGGAGAAACAGGCGAUUGUGGCGGGAGGAAUGCUCAUUGUUCAUUGCCCCUUUGCUGGUCAUCCCGUGGAAGCAGUUGUUUGGGAGAGAGACGGUCGAUUAUUGCCGAUCAAUAGGAAGCAGAAAGUCUUUCCAAAUGGGACUUUGAUCAUAGAGAAUGUGGAACGGACAUCUGAUCAGGCUACUUAUGACUGUGUGGCGAAAAAUUCACAAGGCUACAGUGCCAGGGGAUCGCUCGAAGUACAAGUAAUGGUUCCUCCCCAAAUCGUUCCUUUUGAUUUUGGAGAAACCACAGUACAUGCAGGACAAUUAGUACAGACUACUUGUACUGUAACUGAAGGAGAUCUACCUAUGAUGAUAAAAUGGCGACUCAAUGAUCAGCCUUUGGAAAGUUUUCCAGAUAUAACAACUACUGCUGUUGGAAAACGUAUCUCGAUAUUAGCGAUAGACUCUGUUUCAUAUAGUCAUGCUGGACGUUACACCUGUGAAGCUGAGAAUAGAGCAGGAAUUGCGCAGUUUUCGUCCGAAUUACUCGUGAAUGUUCCUCCAAGGUGGAUUUUAGAACCUACCGACAAAGCAUUUGCUCAGGGUUCCGAUGCUAUUGUUGAAUGUAAAGCCGAUGGAUUCCCCAAACCCGUUGUUACAUGGAAAAGGGCGACUGGGGUUUCACCGGGCGAUUAUAAAGAUUUCAAACCCAAUAAUCCAGAUAUCAAAGUUGAGGAUGGUACACUAACAAUUAAUAAUAUACAGAAAACCAAUGAAGGGUAUUAUUUAUGUGAAGCUGUAAAUGGUAUUGGGUCCGGUCUCUCGGCCGUCAUCUUGAUCAGUGUUCAGGCUCCCCCUCAAUUUGACGUGAAGUACCGUAACCAAACCUCAAGAAGAGGUGACCCUGCAGUGCUGCAGUGUGAAGCCAAAGGAGAAAAACCAAUUGGUAUUUUGUGGAACAUUAACAACAAACGACUGGAACCCAAAGGUGAUAACAGAUAUACCAUAAGAGAGGAAAUUUUGCCCAACGGUGUUUUGUCUGACUUGAGCAUCAAGAGGACCGAAAGAAGUGAUUCAGCUAUAUUCACUUGUAUUGCCACUAACGCUUUUGGAAGUGAUGAUACUAAUAUCAAUAUGAUCGUUCAAGAAGUUCCUGAAGUUCCGUACGGUCUGAAAGUCUUAGAUAAAUCUGGAAAAACCGUUCAGCUAUCCUGGGUAUCUCCCUAUGAUGGAAAUUCUCCUAUCAAGAAGUUUGUUAUCGAGUAUAAGCCAAGUAAAGGAAGUUGGGACAAGAAUUCUGAACGAGUUUUGAUACCAGGAGAUCAAACAGAAGCGGGCAUUUUCACAUUACGCCCCGCUACCACAUACCAUAUUCGAAUUAUCGGCGAAAACGACAUUGGAACUAGUGAUCCUUCUGAAACUGUAACGAUUAUCACUGCCGAAGAAGUUCCAAGUGGUCCUCCGUCCAGUAUCAGAAUUGAAGCAGAAGACCAACAUUCCUUGAAAGUUUACUGGAAACCUCCUCUCAGGGACCAAUGGAAUGGUGACAUUCAAGGUUACUAUGUUGGCUACAGGUUAGCUAACAGCGACAAACCUUAUUUGUUCGAAACUGUCGAAUUCCAACGAGAAGAAGAGGGAAAAGAGCACCACUUAAAGAUUUCUAACCUCAAAACAUAUACUCAAUACUCAGUGGUCGUGCAAGCGUUCAACAAAGUUGGAGCUGGUCCAACUUCUGAAGAUAUCAAGGCCAACACUGCCGAAGGAGUUCCCGAACAACCCCCCGAAAAAACUACUUGCACAACACUAACAGCUCAAACUAUCAGAGUUUCUUGGGUAUCCCCACCACUUACAUCUGCCAAUGGUAUCAUCAAAGGAUAUAAAGUUAUAUAUGGACCCUCUGAUUCUUGGUUUGAUGAAAAUUCUAAGGACACGAAGAUCACUGCUUCCAGUGAAACUAUCCUCCAUGGUCUGAAAAAAUAUACCAAUUACAGCAUGGAGGUUUUGGCAUAUACUUCAGGAGGUGAUGGUGUUCGUACAACCCCAAUUCAUUGUCAAACUGAACAAGAUGUUCCGGAAUCUCCAACAGCUCUCAAGGCUUUAGUUAUGUCUGCUGAGUCUAUUUUGGUGAGUUGGAAACCUCCAACAGAACCAAACGGUAUCAUUGAAUAUUACAUUGUAUAUUACAAAGAGGUCACCAGUGAUGAAAAGCCGAAAUCUCAAAAAAUAGUACCAAAUUUGAAAAAUCAAAAUUUGAGUUAUCAAGCUAAAAACCUCGAUAGCAAUCUCAAAUAUGAAUUUUGGGUUACUGCUGCAACAACCAUUGGAGAAGGACAACCUUCCAAGAAAGUUACAGUUUCUCCGAGCACAAGUGUACCCGCCAAAACCGCAUCUUUUGACGAUACAUUCACAACAAGCUACAAAGAAGAUGUAACCCUCCCUUGCUUGGCCGUCGGUGUUCCAACUCCAGUCAUAACUUGGUCAAUAAAAGGAGUCAAAUUAAUCCCCAAUUCGAAUGACAGAAUUAGACAGCACCCAGACGGAUCCCUAUUCAUUCGUGACAUAACUCGAACUGAUGCAGGCGAAUACUCUUGCAGGGUAGAAAAUGAUUACGGUCAAGAUUCUGUAACUCACCAGUUAAUCGUGAAUGCUCCUCCUCAUGCUCCCAUAGUACAGCUCACCUCGACAACAACGAACUCUUUGACGAUAAAAUUAAAACCACAUGAUACCGAUGGGGAGCCAAUCCAUGGAUACACCAUCCACUACAAGCCUGAAUUCGGAGACUGGGAAACUGUUCAGGUUGCACCCAACGUUGAGAAACAUACAAUUGAAAAACUUUUGUGUGGGACUAGAUAUCAGCUUUAUGUUACUGCCUAUAACAGCAUUGGCACUGGAGAUCCGUCUGAUAAUUUGAACCCCAAGACUCGAGGUGAAAAACCAAUUAUCCCAAGUGCAGAUAAAUUUAUUGAAGUAUCCUCAAAUAGCAUUACCUUACGUCUUAGUGCAUGGUCAGACGGUGGAUGUCCUAUGUUAUAUUUCGUGAUUGAACAGAAAAAAAAAACCAAUACUGAGUGGAUUCAAGUAUCCAACAAUGUGAAACCAGGACAAAACUUUGUACUUCUUGAUUUGGAUCCAGCUCAGCGGUAUCACUUGAGGGUCACUGCUCAUAAUAACGCAGGGUUCAAUGUAGCAGAAUACGAAUUUGCUACUUUGACUAUCACAGGAGGUACGAUCGCACCCGCCAGAGACUUGCCCACCAUGAAAAUGCUCUUCCCGUGGAUUCCCGAUUGGGUCGAUUGGAACAUUGCGGUUCCCGUUGCUGCGACUGUAGUCGUGGUCGUAGUUGGUAUUGUUGUCAUUUGCGUCGCGCUUUCCAGGAAAGCUCACGGGCCUCUCCAAACCAGGCUCCGGAGCGACUGUAUGUAUGACGUGGUAUAUAAUCAGUCCUGCAAUGCAACAUCUACAAUGGACAAACGUCGUCCUGACCUGAGAGACGAAUUAGGCUACAUCGCCCCACCUAAUAGAAAACUUCCACCCGUACCAGGAUCGAACUACAAUACUUGCGACAGGAUCAAGCGAGGUACAAUAAGUAUGGAUGAUGAAAUUUGCCCGUAUGCCACUUUCCAUCUGCUUGGAUUCCGCGAAGAAAUGGACCCAACAAAGGCAAUGCAAUUCCAGACCUUCCCUCAUCCUCAUGCCGGGACAAUGGGUCCUUCUGGAAUGAACACUCCUCAUGGAAUUCAUUCCCGUAAUGGAUCUCAAUCUAUGCCACGUCAAAACAGGAACAGAUAUGAUAGAGUCGGUUCUCAAGGUAAUGGUAGUAUUUACUCUCCUGGCCCAGAAUAUGAUGAUCCAGCUAAUUGUGCACCAGAAGACGAGCAAUACGGAUCCCAGUACGGCGGAUAUGGAGCACCAUAUGAUCAAUACGGAAGCAGAGGAUCUAUUGGACGCAGAUCUUUAGGUUCACUAAGAGUACCACCAAACAACGGUAGCCCGGAACCUCCACCCCCACCACCACGCAAUCAUGAUCAGUCUUUCAACGACUCGAAAGAUAGCAACGAAAUAUCCGAAGCCGAAUGUGAUAGAGAUCAGCUUAUUAACAGUCGAACGUAUGGCG